CGCCCUCAUCAAGCCCAUGCCCCACCCACUCCGCCGUGCUUUCUUCUGUGUGGAUGCUGUUCGACCUCGUCUCUGUCUCGCUCAUUCUCUGCAAGUGUCCAAGUCAUGGCUUACACGACUGCAGGUGGUACCAAGAAGAAGGUGUGCUACUACUAUGAUGGUGACAUAGGAAAUUAUUAUUACGGCCAAGGACAUCCCAUGAAACCACAUCGUAUGCGGAUGACCCACAAUCUGCUUCUCAACUAUGGACUGUACCGCAAAAUGGAAAUCUAUAGACCACACAAAGCCACAGCAGAGGAGAUGACAAAAUAUCACAGCGACGACUACAUCAAGUUUCUUCGAUCCAUACGGCCAGACAACAUGUCUGAGUUCAGCAAGCAAAUGCAGCGCUUCAAUGUAGGAGAAGACUGUCCUGUGUUUGAUGGCUUGUUUGAGUUCUGCCAACUCUCUGCUGGAGGCUCUGCAGCUGGUUCAGUGAAACUGAACAGACAGCAGACUGACAUUGCAGUGAACUGGGCGGGGGGACUUCACCAUGCAAAGAAGUCUGAAGCCUCUGGCUUCUGCUAUGUCAAUGACAUUGUGUUGGCCAUCUUGGAACUGCUAAAGUACCACCAGAGAGUGUUGUAUAUUGAUAUAGACAUCCAUCAUGGGGAUGGAGUGGAGGAGGCCUUCUACACCACUGACAGAGUCAUGACUGUGUCCUUCCAUAAGUAUGGAGAGUACUUCCCCGGAACCGGAGAUCUGAGGGAUAUUGGAGCUGGAAAAGGCAAAUAUUACGCUGUCAACUUCCCUCUGCGAGACGGCAUUGAUGAUGAGUCAUAUGAGCAGAUCUUCAAGCCUGUGAUGGCCAAGGUGAUGGAGAUGUACCAACCUAGUGCGGUUGUUCUUCAGUGUGGAGCAGACUCCCUCUCCGGCGAUCGCCUUGGUUGCUUUAAUCUCACCAUACGGGGCCACGCCAAAUGUGUUGAGUACAUGAAGUCCUUCAACCUUCCGCUGCUGAUGCUGGGUGGAGGAGGUUAUACCAUCCGAAACGUUGCCCGCUGCUGGACCUAUGAGACAGCUGUGGCUCUGGACACGGAAAUCCCUGAUGAGCUUCCAUACAAUGACUACUUCGAGUACUUUGGGCCUGACUUCAAGCUGCACAUUAGCCCUUCCAACAUGACCAACCAGAACACACAGGAGUACAUGGAUAAGAUCAAGCAGCGACUGUUUGAGAACCUGCGGAUGCUACCUCAUGCUCCUGGAGUUCAGAUGCAGGCCAUUCCAGAGGACGCUGUCCCAGAUGACACUGUGGACGAGGACACUGAGGAUCCCGAUAAGCGUCUGUCCAUCCGCGCCACAGAUAAGAGGAUAGCCUGUGAUGAAGAGUUCUCUGACUCUGAGGAUGAGGGGGAGGGUGGCAGAAGGAACACAGCCAAUCACAAGAAGGGAGCGAAACGUCCCAGAGUGGAUGAGGACAAGAAGGAAGGAGAUGACAAGAAAAGUGUGAUAAAAGAGGAAGAGAAAACAAAGGACAGUGGUGCUGACAAGGCGGAUUCAAAAAGUGUGAAGACUGAGCAGACCAGCAGUGCCUGAAACCUUCCAGGGUCCAGACGCAUUCUAUUUAUUACCCAUCUUAGUUUUCUACCUGUAAACCUCUUGUGAGUUGCAAGUGUUUGACUGUGGCGCAUCAGUGGAUCUGUUGAAUCCACGACUUGAACUAGCUGCACUCUGUCCUUCAAUACACGUUUGAUUCCAAUGUGCUCGAUCUUCUGAAGGAACCAUUUGAUGGGUUUUUUGUUAGGAAACUGUGGGUGACCCUACAAAAAUGUCAUGUUUACAUUUUGAUAUUUUACAAUUACCAAUAAAAUCUUUAAUGCCUUUCUA
Molecule: messenger RNA, 1866 nt
Organism: Betta splendens (Siamese fighting fish)
Lineage: Eukaryota; Metazoa; Chordata; Actinopteri; Anabantiformes; Osphronemidae
Product: histone deacetylase 2
Exons: 14
Coding region: 106-1575 (489 amino acids)
Molecular function (GO): histone deacetylase activity
Source: RefSeq, a predicted model, not a curated record